Messenger RNA from Hipposideros armiger (great roundleaf bat), 2520 nucleotides. RefSeq names its product taste 1 receptor member 2 (gene TAS1R2). Gene Ontology annotation, biological process: sensory perception of sweet taste; G protein-coupled receptor signaling pathway. The transcript has 6 exons. The record is from RefSeq and is a predicted model, not a curated record. Gene Ontology annotation, cellular component: sweet taste receptor complex; plasma membrane. Gene Ontology annotation, molecular function: sweet taste receptor activity; G protein-coupled receptor activity. NCBI's taxonomy places the organism in Eukaryota, Metazoa, Chordata, Mammalia, Chiroptera, Hipposideridae. Bases 1 to 2520 code for a protein of 839 amino acids.
AUGGGACCCCAGGCCAGGGCGGUCUUUUCUCUGCUUUUCCUGCUGCAGGUCCUGGCUGAGCCGGCUGAGAACCCAGACUUCCACCUGGCUGGGGAUUACCUCCUGGGUGGCCUCUUCACCCUCCACGCCAACGUAAAGGGCAUUGUUCACCUCAACUUCCUGCAGGUGCCCAAGUGUAAGGAGUAUGAAACCAAGGUGCUGGGCUACAACAUCCUGCAGGCCAUGCGCUUUGCGGUGGAGGAGAUCAACAACCACAGCAGCCUGCUGCCCGGCGUGCGGCUGGGCUAUGAGAUGGUAGACGUCUGCUACAUCUCCAACAACGUCCAGCCUGUGCUCUACUUCCUAUCACAGAAGGACUAUUUCCUGCCCAUCCAGGAAGACUACAGCCACUAUGUGCCCCGUGUGGUGGCCAUCAUUGGCCCUGAUAACUCUGAGUCCACCAUGACUGUGGCCCACUUCCUCUCCCUCUUUCUCCUGCCACAGAUCACCUACAGCGCCAUCAGCGACGAGCUGCGCGACAAGCUGCUCUUCCCAGCGGUGCUGCGCACAGUGCCAGGUGCCGACCACCAGAUCGAGGCCAUGGUGCAGCUAAUGCUGCACUUCCGCUGGAACUGGAUCAUCGUGUUGAUAAGCAGCGACGACUACGGCCGUGAAAACAGCCAGCUGCUCAGACAGCGCCUGGCCAGCAACGACAUCUGCAUCGCUUUCCAAGAGGCGCUGCCCACGCCGCAGCCCAGCCAAGUGGUGACGCCUCAGGAGCGCAAGCGCCUGGAGGCCAUCGUGGACAAGCUGCAGCAGAGCUCAGCCCGGGUCGUGGUUGUGUUCUCGCCAGACCUGGUCCUGUCCAACUUCUUCCAGGAGGUGCUGCGCCGGAACUUCACCGGCGUCGUGUGGAUCGCCUCCGAGUCCUGGGCCAUCAACCCGGUCCUGUACAACCUCACCGAGCUGCGCCACACGGGCACCUUCCUGGGUAUCACCACCCAGAGCGUGCCCAUCCCGGGCUUCAGCGAGUUCCGCAUGCGCCGCACCCAGGCCAGGCCACCUGCGUCCAACAGAACCAGCCUGGAGGCCACCUGCAACCAGGAGUGUGACACCUGCGCACACACCACCGCGUCCUUCAACACCAUCCUCACGCUCUCCGGCGAGCGCGUGGUCUACAACGUGUAUUCGGCUGUCUAUGCGGUGGCGCACGCAUUGCACAGCCUCCUGGGCUGCAGCCAGACCAACUGCCGCAAGAGAGUGGUCUAUCCCUGGCGGCUACUUCAGGAGAUCAAGAAGGUCAACUUCACCCUCCUGGGCCACCGCGUCUUCUUUAACCAGGAAGGGGACCUGCCCAUGCCCCUGGAGGUCGUCCAGUGGCAAUGGGACCUGAGCCAGAACCCGUUCCAGAGCGUUGCCUUCUACUACCCCACAGAGCGGCAGCUGAAGGGCAUCCGCAAAGUCUCCUGGCACACCCCCAAUGACACGAUCCCCGUGUCCACGUGUUCCAAGGACUGUCAGCCUGGGCAGAAGAAGAAGGCCGUGGGCAUCCACCCCUGCUGCUUUGAGUGUCUUGACUGCCUUCCUGGCACCUUCCUCAAUGCAACAGCAGAUGAAUUUGAGUGCCAGCCCUGCCCAAGUGACAAGUGGUCCCACAGAAAAGACACCUCCUGCUUCAAGCGGCAACUGGCCUUCCUCAAAUGGCAGGAGGUACCCACCAUCCUUGUGACCAUCCUGGCCGCCCUGGGCUUCCUCAGCAUCCUGGCCAUCCUGGUCAUCUUUGGGAGACACUUCCAGACGCCCAUAGUUCGUUCAGCCGGGGGUCCCAUGUGUUUCCUGAUGCUGGCGCCGCUGCUGGUGGCAUACAUGAUGGUCCCAGUGUACGUAGGGCCACCCACGGUCGCCACGUGCCUCUGCCGCCAGACCCUCUUCACCCUCUGCUUCACCGUCUGCAUCUCUUGCAUCGCCGUGCGCUCUUUCCAAAUCAUCUGCAUCUUUAAGAUGGCCUCCCGCUUCCCACGUGCCUACGCCUACUGGGUCCGCUACCACGGGUCCUACGUGUUUGUGGCGCUCAUGGCAGCGCUCAAGGUGGUCAUCGUGGCAGUCAGCCUGCUGGUCACCAACACCAGCCCUACCGCCCACGUGGACCCCGACGACCCCAAGAUCAUGAUCCUCUCCUGCAACCCCAACUACCACAAGGGGAUGCUGUUCAACACCAGCCUGGACCUGCUCCUGUCCAUGAUGGCCUUCAGCUUUGCCUACAUGGGCAAGGGGCUGCCCACCAACUACAACGAGGCCAAGUUCAUCACCUUCUGCAUGACCUUCUACUUCAUCUCCUCCGUCUCCCUCUGCACCUUCAUGUCCGUCUACGAAGGGGUGCUGGUCAGCAUCCUGGACCUCUUGGUCAUUGUGCUCAACCUCCUGGGCAUCAGCCUGGGCUACUUUGGGCCCAAGUGCUACAUGAUUCUCUUCCACCCGGAGCGUAACACGCCAGCCUACUUCAACAGCGUGAUCCAGGGCUAUACCAUGGGGAGGGACUAG